UCAAUCAAAAGACUUUAUAAGGAGGAGGGGUAGAUUGCUUUAACAACCAUUCUUCAGAGCAGAAAUAGCUCCCAACCCCCUUUUUCUCUGUGAAUUUGGUUGAAGGAAUUUCCGGUUGUCAAUCAAUUCAACACUUUUCAAGAUGGUGCUGGAUGUCAUUAGAAACUGUGUAGAUUUUCAUGCUUCUUUCAAGUCUAUAUGUUUGGAAAGCAUUCUCUUCUCAGCAAUAUGUUUCCUGCUGCAAUUCUACCGUGCUCGUAUUUAUGUCUGUGCAAGCCAGAUGAUAAAAACAGAGUUUUUCUGCUUUAGCAACGAAAAAUAUCCAGAGAUCCUGUCAGAUGGCCACUGCCCACCUUCUGUUUGUAUGGAUGAUGAGAACAUCAGCGACUCUGAGAAUGAAAAAAUCCAGACUAAUAUCCGAACACAGGAUCUUGUUAGAAUAUUUCAUGCCCUGGACAGUAACAAAGAUGGGAGUGUAAGUGCAGAGGACAUACUAGGUCUGCUGGAGAUGCUUGGGCUUCAGUACCUUUGUGAUGAUAAUAUGAAGAUUAUGAUGGGUUUGCAGGAGCAUAUGAGCUGUAAUGAUUUUUGCAAACUUUGCCUGAGUCUGUGGGAGGAAGCUGAAUCUGAAGAAAGCAUGCAGGAAGUCUCUCAUGAAGGAGAGUUGAGAGAAGCAUUCUCUGUUUUUGAUAAAAAUGGUGAUGGUUUUAUCACCCCAUCUGAGCUUCAACAAGUCCUGCUAAGCCUGAGAUUGACAGAAGGGAAAGACUUGGAGAAUUGUGAAACUAUGAUAGCAAGAUUUGACAAAAAUUCUGAUGGUAGAAUUGAUUUUAUGGAAUUUAAAUACAUGAUGAAACUGAUAAACAGAUCUGAAUAGAUUUCUUAAAAUUGAGACCUAAACUCCUAAUACUCUGUUCAGAGUUUUUGAACUGUAUAUUGAAUAUAUUCAAAUCAUUUUGAAAAGUAUAGAUAUAGAAUUUCCAUAUUGUUUA
Messenger RNA from Cryptomeria japonica (Japanese cedar), 992 nucleotides. Its product is annotated as calmodulin-like protein 3. The record is from RefSeq and is a predicted model, not a curated record. Gene Ontology annotation, molecular function: calcium ion binding. The transcript has a single exon. NCBI's taxonomy places the organism in Eukaryota, Viridiplantae, Streptophyta, Pinopsida, Cupressales, Cupressaceae. The coding region runs from base 143 to 877 and encodes 244 amino acids.